AAAAUGUGGACUAUGGAGUAAAUAUCACCAGCUCUCCGGGUCAAAGACUUGAUGACAAUUAUGCUUAAUGUGCAUUUAUUUGGAUAAAUCGUUUGGUAACACAUCUAUGUAACGUGUGGUAGAUAUAAUAUCUUCUCUUUAAAUUAGGAACAAGCGCUUAAAAGGGUCGAAGUCGUUGUAUUUGAACUUGGUCUCGUGUCAUCAUGGUGUGACAAAUCGAGUAUGUUUAGUCUUGGACGAGUUGGUAUUUGACCUUUCUGUCUGGCUUCUAAGAAGUCAUUCCAUGUUACUUCUUUCAGUCUUUGGAGUUGCAUUCAAUUUAAACUACCAAGAUGACUACAAGGCAGAACAUUUUCAAAAAUAUUGGCGAGUCUUUUAGACGUUCACCCAGCAAAUUUAGUAGACAGUCGAGAGUUGCUGACAACGAUGAGGCGCGAAUACGAAAUCGCAGUGGCUCACAACUGGAUGUAAGUGACUUUCAUUCUGUUCUUGUUGGGUUGUGGUCAUCAUCAGAAUUGUCCACUCUUUUAGGAGAAAGAAAAUGAAAUUAUGAAAAGAAUUUCUAUUUAUUUGCGAUAAAGUACAAGAGUAUUAAUAAUAGACUACAAGAUUACCACAUAUAUAAAUGAAUAUAAUGAAAUUAUUACAUGUAAGACUAAUAUUUUCUGACACUAAUUCAUUUUGCAACAAUUUCAAAAGUUAUUUGUUUUUAUAUAUUUCGCAAGUUGAAUAUAAUAUCCAUUCGAAUUCUUAAAAUACUUCCUUGUUCAAUAUGGCAUAUAACGCUUAGUUUGUUACACAGUAGUUGUUAUGAGUUGUUAGUUACCUGGUUCUGUUAGUACCCACUUUAAAGCGCAUAAGUGGAUCACCUUUUUGAUAUAUUAUAGAUAAUUCUGAUAAUAUGAUACAUUAGAGAUCAUAUUUUAAUGUUUACAUUUCUUUAAGAGGGGGAAGUUGGUUUAUUUUGUUUGAGCAACUAAUGACAUCAAUGUAAAUAGCUUUGAUUGUUAAAGAUAAAUUUCAUUUAAUUAAUUUUGAUAUGGAAAACUGCCAAUAUUGUACACUAGUUACAGUGUAUAUUCCAUGUUAGGCAAGUGUAAUGUACAGUAUGCAAUAUAUGAAUAUUAAUACAUAUUGUGGUAGUGUUUUUCAAAUAUACCUGUGUGAUAGUCUAAUUGGCAGUUGAGUUAUGCAUAAUUAUCAAUACAAUAUUUUGAACUAAGAUCCUUUGUUUGAGGCAUUUAACCCAUUCAGUUGCAUCCCUAAUGCAACCUAUGUUAUUAUGUCACUCCGUCUAAUGCCAGAUUAACUGUCUAAUGCGUGACAAUCUUACAAGUCAAGGGGAGAUUCAGGGGUGAAGCUAUUACAGUAGCAACUGGUCAUGCUAUGUAAAUUUGGAUUAUAAUAUUAUUCAAACUUAUACAAAUCAUUGUCUUUAAACUAAUUUGGUAUAGGUUUAUUAGCAUAGCCUGACCAGACCAUGGCUAGCUUCACCACUGGAAGAUUGUUGCCACUCAAUCAGUUAAGGACAGUACCUUUGUGUGAAAUGAUGGUCUGUAGCAGUACUGUAUGUAGGUCAGGUAACUUUAAAAAAGGAUGCAAGAGAAUACAAUUACAGAUUUGAGUAUUGCUAUUGUUUGACAGCAGGUGGUAGGGAAUGAUCACCCCUGUGGAGUCUAAUGGAACCCUCAGAGCACAUAAGGCCCAGUUCUCAGUGGAAAUUGCAUUGCCCAAAUGAAGUGUGGUAUCACUUUAUAUGCCUUGUACGAGUUUGUUGGUCUGUUACUUUUGUUCGGAAUCAAAAGCUUUGGUAUUUAUUCAAAACUAAUAUGUCUUCAAAACUAAUUGUGCUUGUGGUGCACUUAUAAAUCAUCUGGCAUUAGACAGAGGAGAAUAAUAAAGUAAUGUGCAUCAGGGUGCAUAGCCAUUUAAAGAAUUAACAGGAUGAAUGGCCUGAUAUACUGAUGACCAAUUUAGUGGCAAUACUCUCCUCAUGACAAGUAAAAUUUCCUGGUGUUAGAUGACAAGGAGAACGUGAUGGAUGGAAAUAAAGUGGGGUGCAUCAGGGAGCAUUGCCACUUAAAGGGAUAAUUACCAAAAAAUUACUCAAAAAGUAAUUAGUAACUACUACUUAACAUGUUGCUUUAACGUAACAUGUAGGAGCCUGGGAAAUGUCCCUUCUACCAUCGUCUAAUGACCCCUUGACUUACCUUAGUGUAUCACCACUUCUCUGUGUCUGGUGAGUAAAAUCUCCUCGCUUUAGCCAGAGAGUAAAAUACUAAAGUUUUGAGAUCUUACUCCACUUAUCUUAGACAUUGUACAUAUUGUGUUGUUUUUCUUUAAGGAAGCAGAACAACAGCGAAUUAUGAUUGGAAACCUUGUCAAGGUAUUGUAAGAAAUGUUUCUCA
Paramuricea clavata is the source of this 2408-nucleotide messenger RNA. Lineage: Eukaryota; Metazoa; Cnidaria; Anthozoa; Malacalcyonacea; Plexauridae. The record is from the annotation of a GenBank genome assembly.